GCAUUAACUGUAGUUAGGAGGCUACAUAGCUUGGCAUUUUGUUUUUCCUUUAUAAUGCUUUUGUCGGAAAAAGCAAUAUUCAAUGCUACAAUUUUUUUUAAAAAAAAAUUUAAAGCAAAGAUGCGUAAAGAACUGCAGAUUUGAUCUUUAGUUUCAGGCUUCUAUAUGUGUAGUGUAUGGUAUAUACUGAACGUAACAUACAAAGCUGGAAAAGGAGGGUCACUGCUCAGAAACUCUUCAAUGGCAAAGCAAGGAAGUUAACAAAUCUAAAAGAGGAAUAAUGGAGCCACCCAAAAAGCAGACUUUUAUUUCAUUUCCCGCUGCAGCCUUGAAGGAAAAUACUAGUAGUCCAGUAAGAAAGAGAUCAAUGAAACAUAGGUAACAGUACUCUACAAAAUAAAUAAAGGGAGAUCAUCAAAUAUGGUCCCACGCCUGCAAGCGCCAUUACUUUGCUUUCAAGACCAAUCAACUCCUCCCAACAUUUUGGUGGAGUGAAUUCAAGCAUAAAGCUAAAACCCCAUGUUCCUGUUCCUUUCUCAGUCAAUUUUCUUUUUUCUUUCCUUGCAUUGAAGAAAACAGGCUAGUUGAAGUGCUGUCUGAUGAUUGAGUAGAAGAGACUGUUGCUGUCAAAAAGACAUGGGCAAUUGUGUUACAGUUUACAAGAGCAAAGAUCCUGCAGCCAUGAAUCUUAGUGCCCAAAUUCAAUCACCCAAUAAGGAGAACUUUGUCAGAAGGGAGAUCUCAGUUGCUGAACUCGGUUCCAGGCCUCAGCCGUCAUCAAUGGAACCAGAAACUAGUUUUCGAAACUUGAGUAAAACAGAGAAUUUUUUCGAUUCCCAGCCAUGGUUAGAAUCUGAUUGUGAAGAUUUCUUCAGUGUCAAUGGUGAUUCUACCUCUUCUUGCGGUAACAGCCCUAACCACCAGAAAAGCUCCACGGAAAGUUCUCUACCUGAUAAAAGUCAUUCUACGGACCGUGCACAGGAUGCAAUAUCGCAACUUUCUCCAACUGAUACAAAGAAGCAACUAAUUGAGUUAUUUCGUGAGAGCUUUGAUGAUGAUAAUGCUGUAAACGAUGAUCCAAGUUUAGAAGGGCGAUUAAAAGAAAAACCUGCAACUUUCAGCCUCCGUCCAAAAUCUACAAGUAGAAGUCCAUAUGCAUCUAUCCCGAACUCUGUUCAAAGCAGUGAGGCAACUCCAUACAGUGGAUACCUCCCAAGGAAAGAAAAAUCAGCCCAGUCUGUGCAGUGCUGCCUUCCAAGUUUGGUGCGCAACAUGAGCUUUGGUGAGAGAAAGAAGAGGUUAAGCCCAGCCAAAACGGAUUGAUGGUAAAGCCAAAUAUCUAUGCUGUACAAAUCUCUUGAGAAGUUACACAUUUUAAGAUUGACAUGGUUAAACAAGCUACAAUCUCAAAACUUUUUGCAACUUGUCUUUUAUCAGCAGCACAAUUGUAGAGUGAUGCUUAAACUGGGAAUUUUGUCCUAAUGUGUUGUUUAAGCACCUUGUAUCUCAUAUUUUCCUAUAGUGGCUGAUAUGGCAUCUGUAAAAUGAGAAAUUUGUAAAUUUCUAUAUGUUCACUUGCUUGGUGUUGUGGCAUUAUUGAGUCAUUUGUCUUUUGUCUAUAUUAUUGCUGAAAAGUUGAAAUCGUACUGGUAUGUGACAAUCGCCUUUCUAUU
Messenger RNA from Theobroma umbraticum, 1673 nucleotides. RefSeq lists its product as uncharacterized. The record is from RefSeq and is a predicted model, not a curated record. NCBI's taxonomy places the organism in Eukaryota, Viridiplantae, Streptophyta, Magnoliopsida, Malvales, Malvaceae.